Penicillium arizonense is the source of this 1251-nucleotide messenger RNA. RefSeq names its product patatin-like phospholipase family protein. The annotation marks the transcript as partial. Gene Ontology annotation, biological process: arachidonate metabolic process. Gene Ontology annotation, cellular component: membrane. The transcript has 5 exons. The record is from RefSeq and is a predicted model, not a curated record. NCBI's taxonomy places the organism in Eukaryota, Fungi, Ascomycota, Eurotiomycetes, Eurotiales, Aspergillaceae.
CACCCGGUGAUUCUCAGUUUAGAUGGCGGAGGGGUGCGCGGCAUAAUUCAAUUAGGGCUGUUACGGGCUUUAGAGAAGCGCAUUGGCAUUCCGAUUGCGUCUCUGCCGGAUCUGUGCACUGGAACUAGUGUAGGCGCAUUGUCGACGAUUGACCUUGUUCUCAAUCAAUCUUCAGUCACGCAGUGUUUCAAUGCGUUCCCGGACCUGGCGCGAAACAUUUUUCGUCGUUCAUCAAAAAUCCCAAUUCCUCGUUGUAUCCGGUGGCUUGCCUCGGCGUUCAACUUGACCACAGAUGGUCUUUAUGACUCCGAUGGGCUGGCACAAAUCUUCAAAGCAGCUGUUGGCCCAUCUCGUCGCAUGUUCGAUGUUGCCACGGCUCGCCGUGCGGGUUGCCGGAUCGCCAUUGUGGCAAGUCGCACCUCCGAUGGUAAAGCCUGCGUAUUGGCCAAUUACCGAGGAAUAGGACCGCGCACCGCGAAUACCGCGUAUCAAUUUUUGGCGCCACAUGACGACCAGGAGAAUCCUUUUGUAUGGGAAGCAGCAAUAUGCAGUGUUGCAGCACCCUUUUACUUCCAGACAAAGAAUUUGCCAGGCCUUGGUGUCUUGCAAGAUGGUGGGGUCCGCUUCUCCACAUCUACCCCCAGUGAUCCAACGGGCUUCCUGGGUCGAAUCUGGGAGGGUGCCCUGCCUCGACUGUUUCGGGCCAUGAUGUCCUCUCCAUCUAUGGACGGAAAGCAAGGGUUUUUGGAAGCGUUGAAUUACCUACCCCAUCUGUCGACGCAAGAUGCUGUCCGACUGGACCAGGAAAUCGAUGGAACAUUCCCUGAAUUAGACGAUGUAUGCUGGCUGGAAGCGAUGUCGAAUAUGGAUUUUGCAGUGCCAGAUAAGCUUGUGAGGACUGUUCUCGCGUCCGCCUCGUUUUUCUUUGAGUUAGAUGAGUCCCCCACCCAGGUCAAUGCUUCUUUUCAUUGUCGAGGAUCUGUUCUUUGUUCACAGCCAAAUCCUGCCGAGAUCUUACAACGUAUUCUUGUCGAGUUCCCCGGCGCAAGGUUUCAGUCUCGUCAGGACCAUGAUCUAGGAAGCAUAGACCCAGUUGACAUCUGCCAGUCUUGUGGGUUCUUCAGAAAGCGUGUUGCCUUUCGGGUCGCCAGCCUGGACGAGAGGGUCUCAAUUGAAAUUGCCAAUGAUAGCUUUCGCGAAAGGAUCGGUGGUUUCCCCAAAUCGGCGCAAGAAUUCCUGGAUGAGCAAAAG